Molecule: messenger RNA, 6717 nt
Organism: Melospiza georgiana
Lineage: Eukaryota; Metazoa; Chordata; Aves; Passeriformes; Passerellidae
Gene: PDYN
Product: prodynorphin
Exons: 2
Coding region: 5090-5776 (228 amino acids)
Biological process (GO): neuropeptide signaling pathway; sensory perception; chemical synaptic transmission
Cellular component (GO): plasma membrane; axon terminus; neuronal cell body
Molecular function (GO): opioid receptor binding
Source: RefSeq, a predicted model, not a curated record
GCUUCCGCGGGUGCCUGGCACGCUCGGCCCCCUCCUCGCCGAACGCGCCUUUCACUCAUGUAGUUGGGAAAAGUUAACUUUUCUAUUACCGCACAUUUCACUUACCCAGGUACUUAAUUACCAUUGUCCCAGGGAAAUGUCAGUGUGACUCAGAGACACUUUCCCAUUAGGAAGAGACAGAUGAAUAUUAAGUUGAGUUGCUGGUGGGUGGGCUGGCUUCCAGCUCCUCUCCCGGGGGACCCUGUCACCCUCCACGCCCUGGACCCGUGCAGGACCCUCUUACCCAGCUCAGUGGAUCGGUGGCACUUCGCUCUGGGCACCGGAGUAAUUCGACCUCCCACCCGGAGCAAAGGGAAGGAGCCUCAUUCCAAACGACUUUUCCCUCUGCGUCCUGGGGAUUUGUUCGAUCUCUAACACAUCUCCCUCGUGUGCAAUUACCCUCUGCGGGGAGGUGACUGCACCCCAGGCCGCUGGGUGCAUAUAUACAUUUACACAUAUUGAUAUAAAAAUAUUGGCUUUGGUGUAGAAAUGCUCCACCCCGCCGUGUCUGUGGUGCCCGCACGGCCAUCAGUCCCAGCAGCAAGGGUUAAACUGCCCGAGGGCUGCCCACAGCCCCUCGCCCGGGGUGCUGUGGUCGUUUGCAGAUGCGUUUUGUUCUUCUCAGCUUUGUUCUGUGCCUGCCCAGCCCAGCACAGCCCGACACAGCGAGGCGGGGCCGUGGCCGCCCUCUGCCCCUGCGGGGCCUGAGCUCCAUCCGCCCUCGCUGCAGCGCCAGGGAUGGAGGGGUGGGUUCCUCCCUUGGCCCUGAGGGGGCUGCAGGGUCUGCCCUGCUUCCUUGGUCCCUCCGUGUUGGCACAGCCCAGCCCGGAUGAGUUAAAAUCCACCUCCAGACAAAAGCCUGGGGUCCCGCCUGAUUUUCAAGGAUGCCGACGGACCUGAUCACCAGCCCUGACAGAGAACCACGGGCACAGGUUGCCGUGGCUGCCGGGCGCCCAGCAGAGGGUCCCAGCCGUGUCGAUGGCCCCCACUUCUCUCAGCAGUGCUGGGAGGGCUGAGCAAGGGGGGCACCAGGUCCAGCAGCUGGUGUUCGAGCUGGGAGAACAGCAGGUUGCUGGGAAACAUCCCUCUUGAGCUCCGAUAAAAAUAGCUCCAUCUUCAAGGCGAGAGGACUGGCUGCACUGCCAGCGGCGCAGGGGAUGUGUCUGCACCCUCCGGGGUGUGGGGGCCGGUGUGGGAUGUCCUGUGGGGUCUGCACCUCGGACCCCCGUCCCCCAUGUCUGUUGUGACGUGGUGCAGUGGGACAGAGCUGCAGGGGAUCGGGGAUUGCCCGUCAUUGCCCCAGUGCUGUUCGCCUUUAUCCCCAGAUCAGACUUGGAAAUGUGUGAGAACAGGAAUCAGGGCUGAGUGGGGAAAGUAGGGGUGUCUUUUUCCCCCCACCCAGCUCCCCUGCCUCUUUGGCUCGUCUCAGUGUUUGCCCACAUGAGGAGGGGGUUCAGGGAGAUGUGGAGCUUGGCUCUGAGCCCUGGCAUUGCCGAGCUUGGGGGGUUUCUCUGCAAAGGCUUUUUCACUGACAGCAGCUAGGCUGGGUGGGUUGGGACAUCCCUUUCCCGGGGCAUGAAGACCCUCUCUCCCUUCCUGCAGCUCUGGAUGGGCUCACUUGAGGACAGUGCCUCUCCCCAGCCUGGGGAGCAGCGUGAGAGCAGGUCAGGGAUUCACCUGUCCCCCUCCACCCUUCUUGGACAUCAUUUGAAUUCGGUGCCCAGGGGAUUCACACCCCCAGCAGCCAAACCCCUCUGGGACACAGCUGUGAGGGAAGAUGGACAGACCUCAGUCCUCUGCCACCUUCCUUGUCUGGGGCAGGCGUUUCAGCCCCGAGGACCGAGGCAGGGCACGAUGGAUGUCUCCGAGCAGUAGUGGGAUGCGCACCCCGAUUCCCGGGGCGGCCGGGGGCUGCGGGGAGGCCUCGGCGGUGCGGGCGAGCCUGCUGGGGAGGUGGCGGGGAUGCUGCGGGGCUGAUUAUUCACAGCUUCCCUCGCCCCGAUUGGCUCUGCCGCCGCGCACAGCCGGGCCCCGCCGCAGGAGGAGACUCCGUGGCCAUAAAAGCGGGGUGAGAGGCAGCCGGCGGCGAGUCCGGUGGGCAACCGGGGCGGCACCGCGGGGCCACCUGCCACUGUGGCCUUGCCACCGAUGACUGGCGCAGCCUGACGCCCGUGGAGGGACAGCCACCGGCCACGAGCCGUCCUGACUUGGCGAGGCGGGUGCUCGGCGGGACGGGGAGCAGCGGCAGGUAGGGCUGCCGGGGGUGGCAUCCCCCUUCCCUUGCGAGGGCACCAUCAGGGCAUCGCUCUUGCUCCCCAAAAAGCGACAGUUUAAGAACAGCACUGCUGAGAGUGGCUUGUGGUUGGAGUUGUGUUAUAUUUUGGGGAGCUUCCACAUGGCUGUAGGUCCCUCCUGUCCCUUGAGUGGUUUCAGAGCCCGUGAGCAGCAGUCCAGAGCUCUGCUGGGGUUCAUUUCUGUGCUGAUGCUGUGCCUGCCAUCCUGGCAGCAGAAUCACCCAGGGCUUGGAGGGGCAAAGGGAGUGGGCAGAGAGGAUGGGGGGUUCUCUCUCCCCCUUCUUGGCUCAAGCAGCAGUGUGGCUGCAGUGCUUGAGUGAUUCUAUUCCAAAAGUUACCAGCUUUUUUUGAGAAGCCUUGUCCUGAUGGUGUUUCCAGGAAAUUUUUGGAGGUGAGGAAAGGAGAUGUUGGAAGGUUGAUUGUUCUUCUCCACCAGAACUGUGUGCAGGACCCAAACCUGUGAAACUGGACCUGUGUGGGAGGGGGGAUCUGCUCAGUGUGGGAGAGCUGUUCACAUCCUUUGUUAGGUAUAAUCACAGGUUAGUCAGGAUGGGGCCAGUCUCUGCUGUCCAGUACACGCAGUCCUGAUUCCUCAUCCCUCCUUGGGUCACCAGCUCUGUAACUGGCCCCUGGGGUGCAUGGAUGAUGCUUGGGGGUUUUCCAAAGCAAAGCCUGGUAUUUGAAGUGGAAAUGGGACAGGGGAGGAAGGGAAAUCAGCAGGCACCUGGUACAGGUAGGAUGUGCUGAGAGUGGCCACAGAGGCUGGGACUCAAUGCUGGCAUUGCCAGACCCUGCCAUGGUCCUUGCAAGGUGUUCCUGCAGGAAGAAAGGCUCCGGAGCCUUGGGCUCCUGCAGGUAACGCAGGAUUGAGCUCGAACUCUGCUUUUCUUCUUCCUCCCUUUGUGUUCUUUUCGCUUUUUCCUCUCCGCUGCUUCUUUCCUCUUUUGUCCAAAGCCCUUUGUUUUCUUCCCCUUUUCCUGCUCCCGUUUUGCCAGUCCUCCUCACCCCAGCUCCGGGAGCAGGCAGAGCACUGCUGGGACAUUUGUGGCACCACCUGGACACGGUACAUUUGCAGUGGGGUGUCCCAGGGUGUCCUUGGCCACGCCGUGCUCAGGGAACUGCAGCUCCCCUGAGUGCCAUCAAAUCCCCCGUCGGCAGCAGGGUGACAGGGAUGGGACACAGCGUGUCUGGAAUGCCAGAGGUCUGAACUGUGCAGUGUCAGACAAACCAGCAUGGGAACGUGCCCGGUGCCGUCCCUGUGUGCUGCUCUGGCGGCACCCACGGGCACACCGGCAGCGGAGGAGCAAGGGAGGGGAGCGGGUGGGGAAAGGGAAAGAAAAGGUUCCCGGCGGGGCUCGGCGAAGCAGUUAUCAGCUCUUUAUCGGAGCUUCAUUCCCCCUGGAGCUGCAGCUGGCACCUACCUGUGCGGCGGGCACGUCCUCGCUCCUCUCUGCGGUCUCGGUGGCCCUGAUGCCAUAAGGGACUGUCCCUGUGUCAGAGUCCAGGCUGGCUGAGGUCCCACCGUGCCCCUGCCAUCCUGGGCAGCUGCCAUCCCGUGCCCUGCCACACUGCCAGGGCACUGCGAGGAUUCACGGAGCUGCUGGCUGUGCAGCCAAGGAAUGCAGACAGCUCGACACACGAUGGUGCAGAUAAUUUAAAUUAAAUUUUAAUCCAGCAUGAAUUAAUACUGUGGCAUUAACAAUUCUUCAUCAGUACCAAUUACAGUACAUUAGCUGCUACUGCUGGAGAGCACAAUAGUCUCUAAUAUGCGUCAUUAAUGUGUAACAGAUCCCUCUGGGUCAUGCCUUACCCACCCUAGAUAAAAGCAGCAAUGGAGGCGGGCAGGGGUUUGCAGCCAGUGCACCCCUUUGGGGCUGGCUCUUACUCCAGGGCCAUCAUGGUCCCAGUGGCACCGUGAUCCUGUGGCACUGCUGCUGGGGUUGGCAGGGGCCCCUCCAGCCUCAGCCAGGGUCAGGUUUAGCACUGCCACCUGCAGAGCCCCUCUCCCAGCUGAGCAGUGUCCUCGUCCAUCCACAGAGGCCAGAGGCUCUCAAAUGUCUGGAGGAUGGCAAUGGUGGUCUGCAGGUAGGCUGGAACCCAGAGUCCUCCUUUUCCCCUUCUCCUGAUGCACCAGCCCAGCAGACUUGGUGGGUGGGAGGGAGGGGAGAUGAGGCUGCCCUGGUGUGGGGUACAGCAGCCUGGGGUGAGUCCACACUGGGCCAUGGCAUCCCCCCAUCCACCUGCCACCACAGCUCCGUUUGCUGGGGCUCUUUUCCCCAGGGCCAAGGGGAAGAGCUGGUGAUUCAUCUGCCUGCGCCAUGCAGACGUGGCAACCACAGAGAAACCCAGUGCUGGGGGAAAAAAGGGACUUUUCUUUUUAAUGGUAUGGUAAGAGAUGGAGAGGAACUGAGAUAUGAGAUGAGAUGAGAUACGAGAUGCAAUACUGUGGUCCUGCCCACACUGACUUGGUGGCCACCAGGGGCUGGCAAUGGCUCUGGGCUUGUGCCAAGGACCAGGCUGCAGCCAGGGUAAGGGGUCCCAUCCUGUGGUGUCCUUGCUGGGAGCAGCACCCACAGGUGAGUCAUGUGGGAGUGGGCACAGGCACAGGUCCCUGUGUAUGAUCCCAGGAGCAGCUCACAGAUGGAGGUGGUAGGUGCCCAGUGCCUCUGGAGUGGUGAUGGCCCCCAGAGCUGGCACAGGGAUGGUGACAGGCUCUGUGCUGUCUUCCCCUCUCCAGGCAGCGUCUGCAGGGCGAGAUGGCACGGCGGGCACUGGCGCUGGCACUCUGCCUGUCCCUGUCUGCGGUGGCAUCUGCCGACUGUGUCACCCAGUGCUCCCUCUGCGCAGCCCAGAGCCGCGGUGCCGAGAGCAGCGUCCAGCCCCUGAUGUGCCUGUGGCAAUGCCAGGGCUCCUUGUCACCCGGCCCCGAGUGGGAGAUGUGCAGGAAGGCGCUGGCGCUCCUGGCCCCGCUGGUGGCCCUGGCUGAGGGGACAGAGCCAUCCCCACAGGAGGCAGAGGAGGAUGAGGCAGAGCCAGAGCAGGCUCUGGGCGCUGCAGAGCUGCCACCAGCGCCGGCCAAGCGCUACGGGGGCUUCAUGAAGAUGAUGUCCAAGGCGAAGCUGCUGUCCCUGCUCCGCGAGAACGCUCACAGCAAGGGCGGCCUCAGCAAGAAGUCCGGGGGCUUCGGCCGCAAGCCGGGCGAGCGAGCGGCCCCCGAGGACUACCCGGGGCCGGCAGGGGACGGGGAUGGGGACGAGGAGCCCACGGGGGCCGAGGGGCCGGAGCUGCACAAGCGCUACGGGGGCUUCCUGCGCCGCAUCCGGCCCAAGCUCAAGUGGGACAAUCAGAAGCGCUACGGGGGCUUCCUGCGGCGGCAGUUCAAGGUGACCACGCGCUCGGACGAGGACCCCAGCGCCUACUCAGGGGAGGUCUCAGACCUAUAGAGCCAGGCAUGGCUCCCCGCACUGCCACUGCCACCCCGACCGUGCCAUCGCCCCCAGCCCUGUCCCCUGCCCGGCCCGGUGUCACCCUUGCCUCAUUCGCUCAGGGGACCGUGAGUUCCGUCCCAUUGUCCUUCUCUGGUUCACCUGCCCAUCCUGUGUGCACGAGGGGACAGUGCCACUCCGGCUGCUGGUGGAGUGGCUGUGGCCCAGCCCAGGGUUCCCGGGAGUAUUGCUGGGGACACAGAUCCUCCAUCCUCCCGUGGCUGCUGGAGCACAUCAGGGUCUGUAAACCACCAGAGCUGAGCUACAGGGCAGGGGGCUCCGAGCACUGGGAAGGAUGAACCAGGGCAGGACCGGGGAGGCCACGGGCAGAGGUGGCUGGUGGAACCACAGCACCAUCACCAGGUGUUCAAGCAGUGCUGAGCCCAGCCCUCACUCCCCUCCCCGAGCCUCUCACAGUGUCCCACCGAUCCCAGCACCCUCCUGGUGCCCCUGGGCUCCCCCUCCAAGAGCGACUCCAGAGGCAGGGUCAGCCCCAAGCCCCAACACCCAACUCCCCCCGCAGUCAAUAAAAGGCAGAUGCCAACGAAGCUGAAGCCAUCUGGGUGCUGAGUGUGCUCUGCAGGGCAGAGCAAGCACCCCAAACUGGGGUGCCCAGAUGGGCCAGGGGUGCUGGCUGUGAGAGCUGCAGGCAGCACACGGUGGUGUCCUUCCUGGGCCAUGGGUGCCAAAAGGAAUGUGGGACCCCACACACCUGUGGAGCCAUAUCCUGGGGGUGACAGGGCCAUCUCAGCUGAGCAAGCCAUGCUCAGCCUGCUGCAGGGGUGUGUAGGGUGCUGGCAAGGGGAGACUCCCUUGGGAAUCACCACUGCUGCCCAGCUGGGAAGGGGCAGUUGUGCUGAGGGCAGAGGGCAAACUGUCCCUUUUCUGCUCAGUGACCC